AUGGCCGGAGCAGAGCUGGCAUGCCAGGCCCACGAAAAAGGCACUCGUCAGUCGGGAAGGUUAUCUGUGGGGAACUGCGCGGCGUCGCGGCACGCCGGUGAGUCGUGGGCGGACGACGGCGAGUGGGAGGAGGCGUCGUCCACGUACGAGGACGGCGACCACCACCACCAUCACCAUGACGCGUCGGAGGAGCACCUAUCGGAGGUGACGAUCAGGAUCACCAGGAGGCAGCUGCACGAGCUGAUGGAGAGGAAGACGCCCGGCGGCCGGGGUAGCAGCACCCGGCAGCUGCUGGCGGACAUCAUGGACUCCGGGGAGGUGCACCACCAUGACGUGCACCGGGAGGAGCACUGGAGGCCCGCGCUGCAGAGCAUUCCGGAGGCCGUCGAGUCGUGACGAGACUUGGUGGUGGCUACGUACGUACUUACUUACGUAUGCUGCCCCUGCCGGGCUGUGUGUGCGAAAGAGCGAAACAGAUUAAAGUUGCCAUUUCCCUCCUAGCCUCUUUUCCCUUUUCUCGUUCCCACGGUGUGUUUCCAUGUCCUUGAAUGGUUGUCCAUGAUCAUGCAUUUACAAAUAUUGGAUUUGGAUAGUUCGUUCAAUUUGUCACUGAUGUAGUAGUACAUAAGAUAUACGUCUAGGGAAAUACGUAACAAAUUGUCACUGAUGACCCUCAAAAAAAAAUUGUCACUGAUGUACAUAGGGUGUAG
This is a messenger RNA of Triticum aestivum (bread wheat), 710 nucleotides long. RefSeq lists its product as uncharacterized. The coding region runs from base 1 to 396 and encodes 131 amino acids. The transcript has 2 exons. NCBI's taxonomy places the organism in Eukaryota, Viridiplantae, Streptophyta, Magnoliopsida, Poales, Poaceae. The record is from RefSeq and is a predicted model, not a curated record.